CUCCCAAUAGUCUUUCUUCACUUCCACCGAGUGCACAUUCCCCAGCUGUCCUCCCCAGAUCCACCCUUGCGGUAUAUACUCCAUCACUCAACCCUAUACAUAGUAUACAUACAUACAACCCUUCACACACUCACAGAGUCGCAGAGAACCCCGAAGAUCCUCCAGAUUUCUCUCUCUCUCUCGCUCGCUCUCUAAAAUCGCAACAGUCGUAGGCUCUGUAUUUUAAGCGGAAAGCAAGAAGAAAAAUGGCUUCCCCUGGCAAUCCAAACCCACCAGGCGGAGGUCCCUUCGAUAUGCAGAAACUGUUCAAACCCUCCGCUCCCCUGCCACCGCCUCCGUCCACCUCAGCCCCCAAUUCUAACCCUAAUCCCCAAAAUUUUGUCACCAAUAACGUGAGCAACACUGUCACUAACCCUAAUCUGGCUUCGGGCCCUUUCCCGCCGCCAUCCGCCUCCUACCCCCCGCCGACCGGAGGCGCAUACUCGUUUCCGCCCCAGACAGCGCCGUUCCACUACCAUCCUGUCUACCCCGCCUAUUCGAAUCCACCUCAGCCCCACCAGGACUUCUCCAACGCAGCCCACCCACAGAGGUCUAUGUCUUAUCCUACGCCGCCUCUCCAGCCCCAGGGGCAGCCGCCUACGGCCCCUCACAACGCCAAUUUCUGUAACCCCCCUAAUCCUCAAAACCCUAACAGCCAUGGAGCUCGGUUGAUGGCGCUGUUGAGUGCGCCUCCUUCUACGCUCGAAAUCCCGCAGCAGCAGACUACGAUGGCUAUGCCUCAAAUCCACCCAACUUCCUCCUCGGGUUCGGAUUUGUUCGCACCACAGCACUUGCCAUCUGGGCCUGGUUCAGGGAUUUUGCAUCAAUCGCCUGUGAUGCGGAUGCCGAGCAGUAAGCUCCCCAAGGGACGGCAUUUGAUUGGAGAUCAAUUGAUUUAUGACAUAGAUGUUAGAUUUCCGGGCGAGGUGCAGCCUCAACUUGAGGUUACACCCAUUACAAAAUAUGGUUCUGACCCUGGGCUAGCCGUGGGCAGACAGAUUGCAGUAAACAAAACGUAUAUAUGUUAUGGGCUGAAGUUGGGUGCUAUAAGGGUGCUCAAUAUCAAUACUGCUCUGAGGUCAUUGCUCAAGGGUUUAGGCCAGAGGGUCACAGACAUGGCUUUCUUUGCUGAGGAUGUUCCCCUUCUAGCUAGUGCAAGUGUGGAUGGUCGGGUUUAUGUCUGGAAGAUCACUGAAGGUCCAGAUAAAGAAGACAAACCACAAAUUACUGGAAGGAUCAAUAUUGCUAUACAAAUUACUGGAGAAGGGGAAUCUGUUCAUCCUAGAGUUUGUUGGCAUUGUCAUAAACAGGAAGUUCUUGUGGUUGGAAUAGGGAGACGUGUUUUGAAGAUAGACACCACAAAAGUUGGUAAAGGAGAAAAGUUUUCAGCUGAGGAGCCACUUACUUGCUCCAUUGAGAAAUUGAUUGAUGGAGUCCAAUUAGUUGGCAGCCAUGAUGGAGAAGUGUCUGACUUGUCUAUGUGCCAGUGGAUGACAACACGUCUGGUCUCUGCUUCAGUAGAUGGCACGAUUAAGAUUUGGGAAGAUAGGAAGUCUCAACCUGUCGCAGUUCUUCGGCCACAUGAUGGCCUGCCUGUUAAUUCUGUCAUGUUUUUAGCUGCUCCUCACCGGCCAGAUCAUAUCAUACUCAUCACAGGGGGUCCGCUUAACCGGGAAAUGAAAAUAUGGGUAUCAGCAAGUGAAGAAGGCUGGUUGCUUCCUGGUGAUGCUGAGUCAUGGCAUUGUACUCAGAAGUUGGAGUUGAAGAGUUCAGAGGCUCAAGCAGAAGAAGCCUUUUUCAAUCAAGUAGUAGCAUUGUCACAAGCUGGUCUUCUUUUAUUAGCAAAUGCGAAGAGGAAUGCAAUAUAUGUCGUGCACUUGGAAUAUGGUCCCAACCCAGAGGAAACACGCAUGGAUUAUAUAGCUGAGUUUACUGUCACCAUGCCGAUACUCAGUUUCACUGGGACAAGCGAGUUGCUUCCUCAUGGUGAUCAAAUUGUGCAGGUAUAUUGUGUCCAGACACAGGCAAUUCAGCAGUAUGCUUUAGACUUGUCACAGUGCCUGCCACCCCCUCUGGAGAAUAUCGCUUUUGAGAAGUCAAACUCCAAUGUCUCUUUGGAUGCUGCUACUGCACCUGUUGUAGAGCAGCCAUCUAGCGGGAAACAAACUGAGUUACCCAUUUCUAGUUCUGCACCCAAAGUUUCCAUUCAUGAAAGUGGAUUGGAUGCUGCAUCUACAGUGAGGUACCCUGUUAUCCAUGCUCCUGCUGAGUCACCCAUGCCACAAGAGUUAUCUUCAGCUACAGAAACAAAAUUAGUUCUUCAGCCUGAGGUUGCUAAUGAUACCGUUUCAUCUGCAGCUUCACCUUCUAUUCCUUUAAGCCCUAGGUUGUCCAAAACACUUUCUGGCUUCAGAAGUCAAUUGAGUGGUCAUGGCCUUUCAACCAAUGAUCAUGGAUCGGAUCUGAAAAUUGUUGAGUACUCAGUUGACCGUCAGAUGGAUGUUGUUCAUGCGAACGUAUCAGAUGUUGCUUCGUUAGAUAGUGAUUCAAGGAAUGGUGAUAAUGAACACUUCCAAAAUGAGUCUAUAGCUGUCAACCAACAGAUUAAAUUCAAACACCCAACUCAUUUGGUGACUCCUUCUGAAAUUUUGAUGGCCAAUUCAGUCUCUGAAGCGAGCCACACCAUUGACCCCAAAAGUAAUGCUGAGCUAAAUAUUCAAGAUGUGGUGGUUAGCAACGACAUCAGAAAUGUUGAGGUGGAGGUUAAAGUUGUGGGUGAGACGAGAUAUAGUCAAAGUAAUGAUAUUGGACCUUCCCAGGGUCUUACGACAGAAAAUAAGGAAAAAUCAUUUUGCUCUCAAACAUCCGAUCUAGGAAGUGAGGUGGCUCGAGAAUGUCGUGUUGUAUCUCAUGAGGCUUAUACUAUUGAGGAAGCUAGGCAGUUUAAUGUGACUGGUGAAUCUGAAACCAUUGCUCAAUCUACAACUGUAGAAGAGCUCCAUGAAUCUUUAAAGGAUGCUUCUCAGCAGGGUACUGAUUCAACGAUUCGUAUAACAGCUCAACAACCUUCAACAAGUGGGAAAGGAAAAAAGCAGAAGGGUAAGGGUGGUCAAGGAUCAGGGUCAUCUUCACCAUCGCCAAGUGCUUUCGAUUCAGCAGAUUCCGCUACUGAACAUGGUGUUAGCUUAAGUACUCCGAUAGGGAAUGCAAUCCCACAGAUAUAUUCCAUGCAAGAGAUGCUGAACCAGGUUGUAUCUAUGCAAAAGGAAAUGCAGAAGCAGAUGGCAACAAUGAUUGCUGCACCAGUUAAUAAAGAAGGCAAAAGACUUGAGGCCGCAUUGGUACGGAGCAUGGAGAAAGCUGUCAAAUCUAAUGCUGAUGCUUUGUGGGCCCGUAUUCAAGAAGAGAAUGUAAAACAGGACAAGGCAGUACGGGAUCGCGUGCAACAGUUAACAAAUAUGAUGAACAAUUGCUUAAACAAGGACCUGCCAGCAAUUAUUGAGAAAACUGUGAAGAGAGAACUGGCUACUGUGGGACAAUCUGUGGCGCGAACAAUAACACCCACCAUAGAGAAGAUAAUAUCUGCCUCCAUAGCUGAGAGCUUCCAGAAAGGGGUGGGUGAUAAAGCUGUAAAUCAACUGGAGAAAUCUGUUAACAACAAACUCGAAGCUACAGUUGCUAGGCAAAUCCAAGCUCAGUUUCAAACUUCUGGCAAACAAGCUCUUCAGGAGACACUGAAAUCAAGUAUGGAAGUUUCUGUGAUCCCAGCUUUUGAGAUGUCAUGCCGGGCCAUGUUUGAGCAGGUGGACGCCACAUUUAAGAAAGGAAUGGUUGAACAUUCAGCCGCAGUUCAUCAACAAUUUGACGCAUCACAUUCACCAUUGGCAAUUGCACUAAGGAAUUGUAGUUUCUUUGCUUAUCCAAUUCCUUUUGUGCUUUCCAUAUCCAACUGCAUCACUAAUUCAGGCUUUACUUUACAGGAUGCCAUAAAUUCAGCAUCAUCAAUGACUCAAACUUUAAGCAGUGAGAUUCUUGAUGGUCAAAGGAAAUUGUUAGCUCUUACUGCGAACACUAAAGCAGCAAAUCCGUUGAUUGGUCAGCUGAGCAAUGGUCCUCUGGGUGGUCUCCAUGAGAAGCUUGAGGCACCACCUGACCCGACAGCAGAAAUAUCUAGACUGAUAGCUGACCGCAAGUAUGAGGAGGCCUUUACUGCUGCACUGCAGAGGACUGAUGUUACUAUAGUAGCCUGGUUAUGUGCCCAGGUUGAUCUGCCGGGGAUCUUGUCCUUGAAUCCCCUGCCUUUGAGCCAAGGUGUGCUCCUCUCUCUUCUGCAGCAGUUGGCUUGUGACAUCACCAAAGAUACAUCUCGGAAGCUGACAUGGAUGAGAGAGGUGCUAUCUGCUAUAAAUCCGGCAGAUGCAAUGAUUGUGGUCCAUGUUCGUCCCAUCUUUGAGCAAGUCUACCAGAUACUGAGUCACCACCGUAACCUUCCGACUUGUAGUGGGCCCGACCUUUCCAACAUCCGCCUCAUCAUGCAUGUCAUCAAUUCCAUGCUUAUGACCUCCAAGUGAUUGCAAGUUUGAUUAUUGUGGUUUUUAUUGUAAGUUUCGUACAGAUUUCUAGGGAUACUCAGUGGGGUGAGGGAAUGAACGUGUAGAGUGAAUCUCACCUUC
Messenger RNA from Striga asiatica, 4712 nucleotides. The record is from the annotation of a GenBank genome assembly. NCBI's taxonomy places the organism in Eukaryota, Viridiplantae, Streptophyta, Magnoliopsida, Lamiales, Orobanchaceae.